This is a messenger RNA of Carassius gibelio (silver crucian carp), 11392 nucleotides long. RefSeq names its product neuroblast differentiation-associated protein AHNAK. The transcript has 9 exons. Gene Ontology annotation, biological process: regulation of RNA splicing. Gene Ontology annotation, cellular component: cytoplasm; nucleus. Lineage: Eukaryota; Metazoa; Chordata; Actinopteri; Cypriniformes; Cyprinidae. The coding region runs from base 1366 to 10734 and encodes 3122 amino acids. The record is from RefSeq and is a predicted model, not a curated record.
UUAUAAGAUUAGAGUGUAAAUUCACAUGAAAGGCAUUUAGCAGGUGCUCUUUACCAGAAUCUUUAGCUUAAUGUCAGACAGCCACAGUCAACAGAGCUUUGAGAAUGUUAACUAUUGGGCAAAUUAUGAAUUAAAAUAAGUUUCACAUGUACUUUAUUGGUCUAUAAUGGAAUGUUUAUGAAACCCGACUCUACUGCAGCACUAUUGGCCAGUUUCAGAAGAUCAUCAUCCAGUCUCUGUCCUAUGCACUGUCCAUCACCAAUCUAAUGUCAGGCUUGAUUUUCAGCUUUGCGCAGGCAAUAUAUUUUAAUCAUCCAGGAUCCCUUCCUGUUCUUCAGCACAGUGCGAGAGAACCUUGAUCCCCGUGGCCUCCAUCCAGACUUACAGUUGCUGCCCUUGAGCAAUGCCACCUGGGAGAUUUAGUGCAGUGGAUCAGUUAGAGUCAAACACUUUUGAUUGUUGUCUUACUUGAUAGGAUUUAUCUAGGGCAUGAGAAAAUGCUGUCUUUAAUAUUCUUCUUCUUUUUUUUUUGCUUUGUCUGUGUCUCCCAUUACAGGUGGCCUGGAUUCGGAGGUUGAAGAGAGGGGAAAGUCUCUGUCUGUGGGCCAGAGGCAGCUGCUGUGUCUUGCCCGUGCCCUUCUUACAGAGUCUAAUGUAUAAAACUAAUGUAUAAUUAAAGAACAACAUGGACCAUGUCAAACAAACAAUCUUACCUUUGUACUUUAAUGUUAUUUAUGUUUCAAUAGAUUUCAUACAUUGAAGCGUCGACCAUAAGACUGACUUGCUUCUGCAGAAAACUAUCAGAGAAAAAUUAAAAGAUAGAUCUGUUCCAACCAGUGCUCCACAGAUUUGUGUUUAUUUUUAUUUAUUGGCCUUCAGGAGGAUCUCCUCAAAGUAUUUUCCCUCUUCAAACAGAGGUGUGAAUGCUCGUAAUAAGGCCGUCUCCACCCAGAACAACCUGCGUGAGCGGGACUACGCCUUGAACAGAAUUAGGGAGAGGUUUGUUUUUGUUAUGUCACCCUGCCUCCAAUGCAGAACAGGCAGUGAUGCUGAAGCUUUAUUAGGUAUGUGUUUGGCCUGGUUGAACCAGUCGGUCCACUCUUCAGGUGUAUUACUUCCAGCAGUGAGAAUACCAUAAACAGUGAGAAGAGAACAGAGGUGAACACGGUCUCAUCCAGUCAAAACUUGUCUUCAGCAUGGCACAUUAUCACCGCUGACACUGAACAAGGAUUUAAAAGCUCACUGGAUACAAGAUGAUCAUGGAAGCACCUGGUACCUCUACGAUUACACAUGUUUAAUACAGAGGGUGUGGUUAACAAGGUUUGAGAUUUGGAGGCUUUUCUUCACUGUAGAUAUAUUAGUGAAAUGGCUCUUCGAAGAAGCCUCUCUGACAGCCUGCUACUUGAAGAUGACAAUGUGUCUGUAGAGGGUUUGGAAUACACAGACCUGCACUUUCAUGAAGAUGAUGAAAUUGUGGGUGCCAGUGGUCAGUUUGAACUAAAGAGGAAUGAACAAAAGAAGAGUGAAGCUGUGGACAUUUUAAAGUUGAUUGAUAAUGACAAAGGGAUAACAAAGCAUGGUUUGAAAUCCAGCAAGAGCUUGGAAAGCCUGGAUAUCAAAGCUCCAAAUGAGGUGUGGAAAGAUUCAUAUGACAAACUCUACAAUGCUAAAGUCAAGAAAUACAUGAAAGGAAAUAAAACUGUUAAGGAAAACAGAUAUGGAAUACACAAUGGGCCAGUGACAACCCAAACACUUGACCGCAAAAACGGUCAAGUAAACGUUUCGGCUUUACUUGAGAAUGCAGAUCGAAUGCGUCCCAAUCCAUAUGACACAGAAUUUGGCAAUCAAGUGGGGCCAUACAUGGUCCAGUAUGAUGCCAAGGAUUCUACAGGUGAAUAUGACUCCGAAAUGUUAGUACAAGGAUCUGAUCUGCUGAAAUCAGCAAAGAUCAAAACCAGUAUUUCGAGAGAUUUUUCAUCGCAUCAUUUCACAAAGAACUCGACCAGUGUUGAUAGGGAAAUGAACAUACGUGGUGGAACAUAUACAGAUCCAAAAACAGAUGUUGGAAUUAAUGCACCAGAUUCAAAUCUUAAACUGUCAAAUACCCAAGGAUCUCCUGUGAUGCACCUCACAAAAGGACAUUUUAAAGGCCCAAAAGCAGUGCUUAAUUCUUCUGAUAUAGAUAUGGAUGUACCAUCAGUUAAUGUCAAGAAGUCAAAAUUUAAACUGCCAAAGUUUGGCCUAUCUGGAAACAAGAAUACAGACAUCAGUUAUGAUGGAAAUAUGAAGGGGUCAACACUGGCAUACCCUGAAGUAUCUGCAGGUCUUAAUGGUUCUGAUAUACAAACUGAUGGACCAAAGGCUAAUUUCAAAGGUCUAAAAACAGAUCUUCCAGACAUGGAAAUGUCAUCUGGAAAACUGAAAACCCCCACUUUCAACAUGCCUAAUUUUGACCUGUCAGGACCCAAAAUAAAAACACCUGACUAUGAUCUGUCCGCUCCCAAAUUUAAAACAGACUUUGAUUCACCAGACUUCAACAUCAGAGGUCAUAAGCCAGACAUCACAGGACCUGACAUGGAUGUUGAUAUUCCUGAUGGUACAUUUAAAGGACCAAAUUUCAAGAAACCCAAUCUUGACUUAAAUGCACCUGAUCUUGGCAUAAAUGUGCCUUCUGGUAACCUUAAACUGCCAAAAGUUGACUUCUCUGGUAGCAAGCCAGUAGGACCUGAUCUUAAAAUCAAAUCUCCAGACCUGAAUCUCAAAAGCCCCAAAAUUAAGGGAGGAAUCAAUACCCCAGACAUGGAUCUGACUCUCCCUCAAACUGAUUUGAAAGGCCCAAACCUCGAUAUGAAAUCACCUGAUAUUGAUGUUAAUGGCCCUUCAGGAAAAUUUAAUAUGCCAAAGAUAAAGAUGCCCAAUUUUGGCCUGUCUGGUUUGAAAGGACCACAUAUGAACAUGGAUGCUGACAUUGAUAGGCCAGACCUCAGUCUAAGUUCAUCAACUCCCAAACUUAAUGCAGGGAUAAACAGUCCUGAUAUUGAUGUACAUGGUCCUAAUGUUGAUCUCAAAGGACCAAGGACAGACAUUACUCUUCCAGAGAUGGACAAGCCUUCUGGAAAAAUGAAAAUGCCCACUAUAAAAAUGCCUAAGUUUGGUGUCUCAGGACCAAAAAUAAAGACGCCUGAUUAUGAUCUAAAGACCCCUGAAAUGGAUCUAUCAGCUCCAAAGUUUAAGGCAGACUUUGAUUCUCCAGACCUCAACAUUAAAGGUCAUAAGCCAGAUAUCACAGGUCCAGAUAUGAAUUUUGAUCUCCCUAAAGGUCAAUUUACAGCACCAAACUUAAAAACACCCAAUCUUGACAUGAAUGCACCUGGCCUCGACAUCAAUGCUCCUUCAGGUACACUGAAGAAGCCAAAAACAGAUCUUACGCUUCCAGACAUGGACAUGCCAUCUGGAAAAAUAAAAAUGCCUAAUUUCAAGAUGCCUGAUUUUGGUCUCUCAGGACCUAAAAUGAAAAAGCCUGACUAUGAUUUGACGACUCCAGACAUGAAUAUUUCAGCCCCAAAGUUUAAGGCAGAUUUUGAUUCACCAGAUAUAACAGCACCCAAUGUUAAUGUUGAUUUCCCUAAAGGUAAAAUUCAAGGACCAAAUUUGCAGACACCAAAUAUUAACAUGAAUGCACCUGACCUCGACAUAAAUGCUCCUUCAGGUAAAUUUAAGCUGCCAAAAUUUGACAUCUCUGGAAAAAAAGCAGAAGGACCAAAUCUUAAAAUGAAAUCUCCAAAGCUGAAUCUCAAAAGCCCCAAAAUUAAGGGAGGAGUCGAUACCCCAGACAUGGAUCUGACUCUACCUAAAACUGAUUUGAAAGGCCCAAACCUAGAUAUCAAAUCACCUGAUAUUGAUGUCAAUGGCCCUUCAGGUAAAUUUAAUAUGCCAAAGAUGAAGAUGCCCAGUUUUGGCCUGUCAGGUAUGAAAGGGCCACAUAUGAACAUGGAUGCUGACAUUGAUCAGCCAGACCUUAAUUUGAAUGCAUCAACUCCCAAACUAAAUGCAGGGUUUAAUAGUCCUGAUAUUGAUGUACAUGGACCUAAUGUUGAUCUCAAAGGUCCGAAAACAGAUCUUACAUUUCCUGACAUUAACAUGCCAUCUGGUAAAAUGAAAGUUCCCACUUUCAAGAUGCCUGAUUUUGGUCUCUCAGGACCUAAAAUAAAGACUCCCGAAUGUGAUCUAAAAAACCCUGAAAUUGAUCUGUCAGCCCCAAAGUUUAAGGCAGAAUUUGAAUCGCCAGAAAUCACAACCCCAGACUUGAAUAUUGAUAACCCUAAAGGGAAAAUGAAAGGACCAAAUUUCAAGAAGCCCCAUCUUGAUGUGAAUGCACCUGACCUUGACAUAAAUGCCCCUUCGGGCAAACUGAAGCUGCCAAAGUUUGGUAUCUCUGGUAGUAAGCCAAAAGGGCCUGAUCUUAAAAUCAAAUCUCCAGACCUGAAUCUCAAAAGCCCGAAAGUAAAGGGAGGAAUCAAUACCCCAGACAUGGAUCUGACUCUGCCUCAAACUGAUUUGAAAGGCCCAAACCUAGAUAUGAAAUCACCUGAUAUUGAUGUUAAUGGCCCUUCAAGUAAAUUUAAUAUGCCAAAGCUAAAAAUGCCCAGUUUUGGCCUGGCAGGCUUGAAAGGGCCACAUACAAAGAUUGAUGCUGAUAUUGAUAAGCCUGACCUUGAUCUGAGUGCAACAACUCCCAAACUUAAUGCAGGAAUAAAUGGUCCAGAUUUUGAUAUUCAUGGACCUCAUGCUGGUUUCAGUGGUCCAAAAUCAGGCCUUACGCUUCCAGACAUAGACAUGCCACAUGGAAAAAUGAAAAUGCCGACUUUCAAGAUGCCUGAUUUUGGUCUGUCGGCACCAGAAAUAAAGACACCUGAAUAUGAUCUGAAGACUCCUGAAAUUGAUCUGUCAAGUCCGAAGAUUAAGGCAGACUUUGAUUCCCCAGAUCUCAGCAUUGGAGGUCAUAAGCCAGAUAUCACAGCACCUGACAUGAAUGUUAAUUUCCCAAAAGGAAAAAUGAAAGGACUAAAUUUCAGGAAACCUGAUCUUGACAUAAAUGCACCUGAUCUGAAGGGGAACAUAAAUUCCCCUUCAGCUAAACUGAAGAUGCCAAAAUUUGGCUUCUCAAGUAGCAAACCAAAAGGACCUGAUCUUAAAAUCAAAUCUCCAGACCUGAAUCUCAAAAGCCCCAAAAUUAAAGGAGGUAUCAAUACCCCAGACAUGGAUCUGACUCUGCCUCAAACUGAUUUGAAAGGCCCAAACCUAGAUAUCAAAUCACCUGAUAUUGAUGUUAAUGGCCCUUCAGGUAAAUUUAAUAUGCCAAAGAUAAAGAUGCCCAGUUUUGGCCUGUCAGGUUUAAAAGGGCCACAUAUGAACAUGGAUGCUGACAUUGAUCAGCCUGACCUUAAUUUAAGUGCAUCAACUCCCAAACUAAGUGCAGGGAUAAAUAGUCCUGAUAUUGACAUUCAUGGACCUAAUGUUGAUCUCAAAGGCCCGAAAACGGAUCUUAAAUUUCCAGAGAUGGACAUGCCAUCUGGAAAAAUGAAAAUGCCAGCUUUCAAGAUGCCUGAUUUUGGUCUCUCAGGACCCAAAAUAAAGACUCCUGACUAUGAUUUGAAGACCCCAGAAAUGGAUCUUUCAGCUCCAAAGUUUAAGGCAGACUUUGAUUCACCAGAUAUCACAGCACCUGACAUGAAUGUAGAUUUCCCUAAAGGUAAACUUAAAGGGCCCAAUUUCAAGAAACCCAGUCUUGAUAUGAAUGCACCUGACCUUGACAUCAGUGCCCCUUCAAGUAAAUUUAAAAUGCCAAAAUUUGGCUUUUCCGGUAGUAAGCAAAUAGACCCAGAUCUUAAAGUUAAAUCUCCAGACUUGAAUAUCAAAAGCCCCAAAAUAAAGGGAGGAAUCGAUACCCCAGAAAUGGAUCUUAGUCUCCCUCAAACUGAUUUGAAAGGCCUGAACCUAGAUGCCAAAACACCUGAUAUUGAUAUUAAUGGUCCUUCAGGUAAAUUUAAUAUGCCAAAGCUGAAGAUGCCUAAGUUUGGUGUCUCAGGACCAAAAGUAAAGACACCUGACUAUGAUUUGAAGACCCCUGAAAUGGAUCUGUCAGCUCCAAAGUUUAAGGCAGACUUUGAUUCUCCAGACCUCAACAUUAAAGGUCAUAAGCCAGAAAUUACAGGUCCAGACAUGAAUUUUGAUCUCCCUAAAGGUACAUUUAAAGCACCAGACUUAAAGACACCCAAUCUUAACAUGAAUGCACCUGACUUCGACAUCAAUGCCCCUACAGGGCAUUUGAAGCUGCCAAAUUUGGGGUUUUCAAGUAAUAAGCCAAAAGGCCCAGAUCUUAAAAUCAAAUCUCCAAAGAUGAAUCUCAAAAGCCCCAAAAUUAAGGGAGGAAUAGAUGCACCAGACAUGGAUCUGACUCUGCCUCAAACUGAUUUAAAAGGCCCCAAACUAGAUAUCAAAUCACCUGAUAUUGAUGUCAAUGGCCCUUCAGGUAAAUUUGAUAUGCCAAAGAUGAAGAUGCCCAGUUUUGGCCUGUCAGGUUUGAAAGGACCACAUAUGAACAUGGAUGCUGACAUUGAUCAGCCAGACCUUAAUCUGAGCGCAUCAACUCCCAAACUAAACUCAGGGUUAAAUGGUCCUGAUAUUGAUGUACAUGGUCCUAAUGUUGAUCUCAAAGGACCAAGGUCAGACAUUACUCUUCCAGAUAUGGACAAGCCUUCUGGAAAAAUGAAAAUGCCCACUUUAAAAAUGCCUAAGUUUGGUGUCUCAGGACCAAAAAUAAAGACGCCUGAUUAUGAUCUAAAGACCCCUGAAAUGGAUCUAUCAGCUCCAAAGUUUAAGGCAGACUUUGAUUCUCCAGACCUCAACAUUAAAGGUCAUAAGCCAGAUAUCACAGGUCCAGAUAUGAAUUUUGAUCUCCCUAAAGGUCAAUUUACAGCACCAAACUUAAAAACACCCAAUCUUGACAUGAAUGCACCUGGCCUCGACAUCAAUGCUCCUUCAGGUACACUGAAGAAGCCAAAAUUUGGGUUAUCAGGUAGUAAGCCAAAACGCCCAGAUUUUAAAAUCAAAUAUCCAAAGCUGGUUUUCAAAAACCCCAAAAUAAAGGGAGGAAUAGACCCCCCAGACAUGGACUUGAGCCUGCCUCAAACUGAUUUAAAAGGCCCAAACCUAGAUAUCAAGUCACCUGAUGUUGAUAUUAAUGGCCCAUCAGGUAAAAUGAAUAUGCCAAAGUUAAAGAUGCCCAGGUUUGGCCUGUCAGGUAUGAAAGGGCCACAUAUGAAUGUGGAUGCUGACAUUAAUAAGCCUGACCUUAAUUUGAAUGCAUCAGCACCUAAACUAAAUGCAGUGUUAAGUGGUCCUGAUAUUGACUUAAAUGGGCCCAAUGCUGAUUUCAAAGGCCCCAAAACAGGCCUUACUCUUCCAGAUAUCGACAAGCCUUCUGGAAAAAUGAAAAUGCCAAAUUUAAAGAUGCCUAAGUUUGGUGUCUCAGGACCAAAAAUAAAGACGCCCGACUAUGAUUUGAAGACCCCUGAAAUGGAUCUGUCAGCUCCAAAGUUUAAGGCAGACUUUGAUUCCCCAGACCUAAACAUUAAAGGUCAUAAACCAGAUAUCACAGGUCCAGACAUGAAUAUUAAUUUCCCUAAAGGUACAUUUAAAGCACCAAAUCUUGACAUGAAUGCACCUGAACUUGACAUAAAUGAACCUUCAGGUAAAUUUAAGCUCCCAAAAGUUGGCUUCUCGGGUAGCAAGCCAAAAGUUCCAGAUCUUAAAGUUAAAUCUCCAGACCUGAAUCUCAAAAGCCCCAAAAUUAAGGGAGGAAUCAAUACCCCAGACGUGGAUCUGACUCUGCCUCAAACUGAUUUGAAAGGCCCAAACCUAGAUAUGAAAUCACCUGAUAUUGAUUUAGAUGGCCCUUCAGGUAAAUUUAAUAUGCCAAAGAUAAAGAUGCCCAGUUUUGGCCUGUCAGGUUUAAAAGGGCCACAUAUAAACAUGGAUGCUGACAUUGAUCAGCCUGACUUUAAUUUGAAUGCAUCAAAUCCCAAACUAAAUGCAGGGAUUAAUGGUCCUGAUUUUGAUAUUCAUGGACCUAAUGCUGAUUUCAAGGUUGCAAAAACCAACCUUGCAUUUCCAGACAUGGACCUGCCAUCUGGAAAACUGAAAAUGCCCACUCUCAAGAUGCCUGAUGUUGGUGUCUCAGGGCCAAAAAUAAAGAUGCAUGACUAUGAUUUGAAGACCCCUGAAAUGGAUCUAUCAGCUCCAAAGUUUAAGGCAGACUUUGAUUCCCCAGACCUGAACAUUAAAGGUCAUAAGCAAAAUAUCACAGGUCCAGACAUGAAUCUUGAUUUCCCUAAAGGUACAUUUAAAGCACCAGACUUAAAGGCACCCAAUCUUGACAUUAAUGCACCUGACGUUGACAUAAAUGCCCCUUCAGGUAAAUUUAAGCUCCCAAAAGUUGGCUUCUCGGGUAGCAAGCCAAAAGUUCCAGAUCUUAAAGUCAAAUCUCCAGACCUGAAUCUUAAAAGCCCCCAAAUUAAGGGAGGAAUCAAUACCCCAGACAUGGAUCUGACUCUGCCUCAAACUGAUUUGAAAGGCCCAAAUCUAGAUAUCAGUACACCUGAUAUUGAUGUUAAUGGCCCUUCAGGAAAACUGAAUAUGCCAAAGUUAAAGAUGCCCAGUUUUGGCUUGCCAGGUGUGAAAGGGCCACAUAUGAACAUGGAUGCUGACAUUGAUCAUCCUGACUUUAAUUUGAAUGCAUCAAAUCCCAAACUAAAUGCAGGGAUUAAUGGUCCUGAUUUUGACAUUCAUGGACCUAAUUCUGACUUCAAGGGUGCAAAAACCAACCUUGCAUUUCCAGACAUGGACCUGCCAUCUGGAAAACUGAAAAUGCCCACUCUCAAGAUGCCUGAUGUUGGUUUCUCAGCACCAAAACUCAAAACAUCGGGCUAUGAUCUGAAUACCCCUAAAAUGGAUCUGUCAGCUCCAAAGUUUAAGGCAGACUUUGAUUCACCAGACCUUAGCAUCAGAGGUCAUAAGCCGGAUAUCACAACCCCAGACUUGAAUGUUGAUUUACCUAAAGGUAAAAUUAAAGAACCAUAUUUCAAGACCCCCAAUCUGGAUUUGAACACUCCAGACUUUGAGACUGAUACACCUUCAAGUAAAUUUAAACUGCCAAAGCUGGGCUUCUCAGACAGCAAGCCAGAAGGACCUGAUCUUAAAGUCAAAUCUCCAAAGCUGAAUCUCAAAAGCCCCAAAAUAAAGGGAGGAAUCGAUACUCCAAACAUGGAUCUGACUCUGCCUCGGUCUGAUUUGAAAGGCCCAAACCUAGAUAUCAAAUCGCCUGAUAUUGAUGUUAAUGGCCCUUCAGGUAAAUUUAAUAUGCCAAAGAUGAAGAUGCCCAGUAUUGGCCUGUCAGGUUUGAAAGGGCCACAUAUGAAUAUGGAUGCUGACAUUGAUCAGCCCGAACUUAAUCUGAGUGCAUCAGCUCCCAAACUAAGUGCUGGGAUUAAUCGUCCUGAUAUUGACAUUCAUGGUCCUAAUGUUGAUCUCCAAGGUCCAAGAACAGACCUCACACUUCCAGACAUGGACAUGCGAUCUGGACAGAUUAAAAUGCCAGCUUUAAAGAUGCCUGAUAUUGGUUUCUCAGCACCCAAAAUAAAGACACCUGACUAUGAUCUAAAGACACCUAAAAUGGACCUCUCGACUCCGAAGAUUAAGACAGAAUUUGAUUCCCCAGACUUCAGUAUCAGAGGUCAUAAGCCAGAUAUCACAAGUCCAGAUAUGAAUGUUGAUUUCCAUAAAGGCAAAAAAAUAAAAGGACCAAAUUUCAAGAAUUUUGAUGUGAACGCACCAGACUUUGACAUUGAUUCUCCUUCUGGGAAAAUGAAACUCUCAGGAAACAUGCCAGAAGAAACAGAUUUUAAAUUCAGCUCUCCAAAGAUGAAUCUUAAAACACCCCAAAUGAAAGGAGGAUUUGAUAGCCCUGAUUUUCAUGGCCUGGGGUCUGAUGUUGAUUUUGGUACCUUUACACAAAUGCAGGCUAACAACUUUGCAGUCCCACGAGGUAAAACAAAGGCAUCCAUGAUGUAUGGUCUUGAUACUCCCACAAGAGACGUCAGAAUACCGACUCAUCAGAAAUAUAGUGCCCCAGAAUUUAACAUGCAGGACCCCUACUAUGACUUGAAAAGAGACAUGAAAGUUUCAGGACAAGCUCAGUGGCCUACAAUGCCAAAACAUGUCUCUGGCCAGACCAGAAUUUCUGGAGUAGGUCCAACACCUUCCGAUGUUUACUACAAUGAUAUGGCAGGGGCAUUCAGGUCAGGACAUCAUAAAACAACAGCAAGUAACUUUAAUAUUGAUGGCGACUGGAAUAAUAUAUCAGUGCCUAAACUUCAAGUUUCAAGAAAUAGAGAAAAUCCAGCUGUGGGAAAUUCCAAUAUGGGAGUGAAUACCAUGCAAAGAUCAGGUGAUAAUGCAGGUUAUUACAGGAAGAUGGUUCCUAGACGUUAUUACACUACUGAUGAUAUAUGCUACACUUAUAAAGGGAUGCCUAGAAGAAAUGGAUGGGGCAAUGGGCUUAUUGACAAUAGUCGCAGACAGACAAUGAGACAUCUGCAAAUACAUGCAAUGGAUCUGGAGGUUCCAGAAAGCACUUUGAAAAGGUCGAAAUUUAACAUUCUAAAACUUAUAUAGUAUGAUCAUUAAAAGAAAGGGAUAUGGGUGACAAGAAUGAGCUUGUCCAUAGCUAUCAUGAUUACAGGGCCGAUAAGAAUGUAUAUAUUAAAAUCUAUACAAACUUAGAGUAGAUAUUGUAAAUGUUCUUGAGCAAACCUUUUUCUGCUUCUUAACACUGAUGAACAAGUCUUUCCCUAAAGGAGAUGUUAUAUUUGAAAUGUUAGCAUACACUUGCACUUACUGUAUCAUAGAUCAUUGGUUAUAAGUUUUGAAAGUUUGUGUACUAUAGUAUGUAUAUGUCACAAAAUAUGUGACAAUAUUAAGUGGACUUGCCUGAUUAAGUAUUGUAAAUCAUAUAUAUUUUGUAAAAGAUGUAAAAUGCUAUAGUAAUGUAUAAAUACAGUGUGGAUGAAAUAUACAAAUAUAAAAUGGUUUGUUUGGAUAAUAUAACUUUAUUUUUUAUUUUGUCUUUUAAUUUUCACAGAUUUUUAGUUUUUUAUGCUCAUUGAUACAAUAAGGUACACAUAUGGGGAAUUUGUAUUGAAGUAUGUAUAUAAAUUAUUGGUGAAAUAUUCCUACUAACGUUGUUGAUUGAAGAUACAAAAGCAGUUGUUGUUGUAGAAUACUUCAAAUGUUAUGCAACUGAAAUAAACAUAAAAGUGUAUCAUUUUCUAAA